Messenger RNA from Aspergillus wentii DTO 134E9, 822 nucleotides. Its product is annotated as esterase/lipase family protein. NCBI's taxonomy places the organism in Eukaryota, Fungi, Ascomycota, Eurotiomycetes, Eurotiales, Aspergillaceae. The transcript has a single exon. Gene Ontology annotation, biological process: lipid catabolic process. Bases 1 to 822 code for a protein of 273 amino acids. The record is from RefSeq and is a predicted model, not a curated record. Gene Ontology annotation, molecular function: lipase activity.
AUGAAGUUCCUCUCCCUCCUGGCAGCCGCUGCCCCCGCCAUCGCAACCGGCAUCAACGACUUCUCCUGCCGCAGCGAAUCCCACCCCAACCCCAUCAUCUUCCUGCACGGCCUCGGCGCCACCUUCUACGAAGACAUCAACUUCCUCCAAGGCUGGCUGCAGGCAAAGGGGUACUGCACCUACGCGCGCACCUACGGCGACUACCCGCUCUUCCCGUUCGUAGGCGGGCUAAAGUCCAUUUCCGAGUCGGCGGGCGAAAUCGCCGACUACAUCGUCGAAGUAGCCAACAAGACGGGUGCAGGCAAGAUCGAUCUGGUGGGCCACUCGGAGGGCGCGUUUCAGACGCUGUACGUGCCCAAGUUUGAGCCUGUCGCGCCGAUGCUGGAUAAGCUUGUUGCGAUUGCGCCGCCGACGCGGGGCACGAAUUUCGCGAAUAUUUAUGAUCUGGCGUAUAUCCUGGGUAACACGACGCGGGAGGUGAUCGGCGAUGUGUUGGAUCUGGUUGGGUGUCCUGCGUGCAAUGAUCUGGGGCCUGAUGGGCCGGCCGUGGAAAAGUUGAACGAUGGGAAGCCGAUUGUGCAAAAGGGGAAUUCGUUGACGGUGAUUGCGUCGCGGCAUGAUGAGUUGGUGACACCGACGUCGACUUCGUUUGUGCAUGAGGAUGGAGUCGCGAAUUGGUGGGUUCAGGAUACGUGCGAGUGGGAUCCUGUUGGCCAUAUUGGGGAAGCGUAUGAUCUGAAUGUGUGGAAUCUGGUCAAGAAUGCGCUGGACGGCACGCCGGGCCGUAACUUUACUUGUGUUUUGGGAUCGCCGGGGAAAUGA